Molecule: messenger RNA, 894 nt
Organism: Malassezia pachydermatis
Lineage: Eukaryota; Fungi; Basidiomycota; Malasseziomycetes; Malasseziales; Malasseziaceae
Product: pkinase-domain-containing protein
Exons: 5
Coding region: 1-894 (297 amino acids)
Biological process (GO): protein phosphorylation; G1/S transition of mitotic cell cycle; regulation of G2/M transition of mitotic cell cycle
Cellular component (GO): cyclin-dependent protein kinase holoenzyme complex; cytoplasm; nucleus
Molecular function (GO): cyclin-dependent protein serine/threonine kinase activity; cyclin binding; ATP binding
Source: RefSeq, a predicted model, not a curated record
AUGGAGAACUAUCAAAAGAUCGAAAAAGUUGGCGAGGGCACAUACGGUGUUGUUUACAAGGCCCGUGAUCUCACGCCAGGCGCUAAUGGCCGCUUGGUUGCUCUGAAAAAGAUCCGCCUUGAGGCAGAGGAUGAGGGUGUACCGUCGACUGCCAUCCGCGAAAUCAGUCUGUUGAAGGAACUGCGGGACGAAAACAUUGUCCGCUUGUACGAAAUCAUUCAUCAAGAGUCUCGUCUCUACCUGGUUUUUGAGUUCUUGGACUUGGACCUGAAAAAGUACAUGGACAAUGUUGCGGACAAGCCUGAGGGUUUAGGCCCCGAAAUUGUCAUGAAGUUCACCUACCAACUGGUACGCGGCAUUUACUUCUGCCAUGCACACCGCAUCCUCCAUCGUGACCUGAAGCCGCAGAACUUGUUGAUUGACAAGGAGGGAAACUUGAAGCUGGCUGACUUCGGUCUCGCGCGUGCCUUUGGUAUUCCGCUGCGCACAUACACCCACGAAGUCGUGACAUUGUGGUACCGCGCGCCAGAAGUGUUGCUGGGCUCGCGUCAUUACAAUACAGCCAUCGAUAUGUGGUCCGUGGGCUGUAUCUUCGCUGAAAUGGCUAUGCGUACACCCUUGUUCCCAGGCGACUCGGAAAUCGACGAGAUCUUCCGCAUCUUCCGCACCCUUGGCACGCCCAAUGAUGAGGUAUGGCCCGGUGUACAGUCCCUGCCCGACUACAAAACGACUUUCCCCAAGUGGAACGGCGUCCCUCUUAAGUCGGCCGUUUCCGGUUUGGACGACACCGGCCUCGACCUCCUGCACCACAUGUUGAUCUACGAUCCAGCCAUCCGGAUAAGCGCUAAACGUGCACUGCAGCAUCCGUACUUUGCCAGUGUAUCAGCCGCCUAA